Rosa rugosa (rugosa rose) is the source of this 1898-nucleotide messenger RNA. RefSeq names its product heat shock cognate 70 kDa protein-like. Bases 146 to 1732 code for a protein of 528 amino acids. Lineage: Eukaryota; Viridiplantae; Streptophyta; Magnoliopsida; Rosales; Rosaceae. Gene Ontology annotation, molecular function: heat shock protein binding; ATP binding; ATP-dependent protein folding chaperone. Gene Ontology annotation, cellular component: cytoplasm. The transcript is spliced from 3 exons. The record is from RefSeq and is a predicted model, not a curated record. Gene Ontology annotation, biological process: cellular response to unfolded protein; protein refolding.
GAGAAAGAAAGAGAAAAUCAAAUAUCAAAAGGCUGUAAAUCAAAUAUCAAAAAGCUGUGUACAAACUCACCGACGCUUAAUCUCCACAGUCGCCGCCACCUCUGACCACCUCCAUACAAGAUUGUUUUGAGUAUUUUAGGUGAGAAUGACUGGAAUUGGAGGUCAUGCAAUCGGAAUUGAUCUCGGCACAAAGUACUCAUGCGUGGGAGUUUGGAAGCAUGAUAACAAUAAUGUAGAUAUCAUAGCGAACGAUCAGGGCAACAGGACCACGCCAUCAUGUGUUGCCUUCACUGAUACUGAGCUUCUGGUAGGAGAAGCAGCGUUUAAUCAGGUCGUGAGAAACCCCGACAACUCCAUCUUCGAUGCAAAGCGGUUAAUUGGCAGGAAAUUCAGUGAUACGUCUGUUCAAAGUGACAAGAAGCUGUGGCCAUUCAAGUUGGUUGAAGGUCCUGAUGAUAAGCCUAUGAUUUUGGUUACGCACAAAGGCAAAGAGAAACAGUAUGCUGCUGAAGAGAUCUCAUCCAUGGUUCUUGCAAAAAUGCGGGAGAUUGCUGAAGUCUAUCUUGGAUCAACUGUGAAGAAUGCAGUGAUCACAGUCCCUGCUUACUUCAAUAAUUCACAGCGUGAGGCUACAAAAAAAGCUGGUAUUUCUGCAGGCCUAAAUGUGAUGCGUAUCAUCAAUGAACCAACUGCCGCAGCCAUUGCUUAUGGCCUUGACAAGAAGGCUGGUUGGUAUAGCAAGAGAAAUGUGCUCAUAUUUGAUUUGGGUGGGGGUACUUUGGAUGUGUCACUACUUACAAUAGGUGAUGGUGUCUUUGAAGUGAAAGCCACUUCUGGAGAUACUCAUCUUGGAGGUGAGGACUUCGAUACCAAAAUGGUGAAUUACUGUGUUGAGGAAUUUAAGAGGAAGCACAAUUUGGAUGUCAGCGGAAACAUCAGAACUCUUAGGAGGUUAAAAAAUGCAUGUGAAAAGGCAAAGAGGAGGCUUUCAUUUACAACUACAACUGACAUUGAAAUUGAAUGUUUGCAUCAGGGUAUCGAUUUCUAUGUGACAUUCACCCGUUCCAAAUUUGAACAACUCAACAUGGAUUUCUUCACCAAAUGUAUGGAGCCUGUGCAGAAGUGUUUGGAGGAUGCUAAAAUGGACACGGACAGUGUGCAUGAUAUUGUUCUUGCCGGAGGUUCUUCAAGAAUUCCCAAGGUGCAACAACUAUUACAGAAUGUGUUUAAGGGAAAUGAACUGUGCAAGAGUAUUCAUCCUGAUGAGGCUAUUGCAUAUGGUGCAGCUGUUCAAGCUGCAGUCUUGAGUGGCCAUGGAAAUGGAAAGCUUAAGGACUUUACUCUCUUGGAUGUCACCCCACUCUCACUCGGGGUGGACACUAUAGCAGACCAUUGCAACACAUUCAUGACAGUCGUCAUCCCGAGGAACAGCCAAAUUCCCAUAAAAGAGAACACAAGUAUGACUACUAGCUGCCAUAAUCAAACUCAUGUCAGGUUCUCCAUUUAUGAGGGUGAGAGUGAAACACCCAUAAAUAAUAACUUUCUGGGCGAGUUCGUGCUUGAGGGCAUUCCUCCAGCUCCCGAGGGUGUUCCAAAAUUUGAUGUUUGUUUUGAGAUAGAUGCUAAUGGUAUCCUAAAGGUAUCUGCCGAGGACAAGUCCACCGGCCAGAAGAAGGACAUUACAAUCAUCAGUGGUUGUGACAGAAAACAAGGAAUCGAGACACUGGUGUAAGUAUGUAACAAGGUUAACUUAUCAUACUUUGACAUUUGCAAGUAGCUAGCUUGCCAUGUUUUAAGUAGCGUUAUUAGGAAUGGUCUUGUGACUCCUGUCUUUUACAUUCUCUGAUAUCUAGUCUGCACUUUUGUAUUAUUACUUCUUUUGAGUUCUUUCUGAGCAA